Molecule: messenger RNA, 1485 nt
Organism: Lampris incognitus (smalleye Pacific opah)
Lineage: Eukaryota; Metazoa; Chordata; Actinopteri; Lampriformes; Lampridae
Product: b(0,+)-type amino acid transporter 1
Exons: 8
Coding region: 1-1485 (494 amino acids)
Biological process (GO): amino acid transmembrane transport
Cellular component (GO): membrane
Molecular function (GO): L-amino acid transmembrane transporter activity
Source: RefSeq, a predicted model, not a curated record
AUGGUAGAUCUCAACAAAUACCAAUUCGAGAACAUGGAAAAGGUGUCGGAUAGCCAACCAUCCGUAACUACAGUGGCAAUGGAGGGCAAGACGCAGAAGCUCAGCCUGAAGCGGGAACUCGGGUUGCUCGGAGCCGUGUCCCUCAUCGCCGGGACGAUGAUCGGCUCGGGCAUCUUCAUGUCCCCCCAGUCUGUGCUGCUCAGUAUCGGCAGCCCCGGGGCCAGUCUGGUGAUCUGGAUGUCUUGCGGCCUGCUGGCCAUGCUGGGGUCUUUGAGCUAUGCCGAACUGGGCACCGUGAUACAAGAGUCGGGCGGGGAAUACAUUUACAUCCUCCGGACGUCCGGCCCACUCGUUGCCUUCAUGUUGAUCUUCAGCUCAGUGACGUUUGCGAGACCCGCGAGCAUCGCCGGCGUCGCACUGAGUUUUGCGGGGUACGCCGUGGCGCCUUUUUAUCUGGGCUGCACCCCUCCGUUGCUGGUGGUGAAGUGUGUCGCUGCAGCAGCAAUCAUAGUGCUGGCCACAGUGAACUGCCUCAACGUCCGCUUCUCCAUGUCGGUGCAGGUGUUUUUCCUGGUGGCCAAGGUCCUGGCGCUGAUCGUAAUCGUUAUUGGAGGCGUCGUGAUGCUCGUCAGAGGACACACGGAAAACUUUGAAGACUCCUUCAAAAAUACAAAAGUGGGCAUCAAUCCGAUCGGCAUUGCUUUCUUCCAGGGACUGUGGUCCUAUGAUGGCUGGAACAAUUUGAAUUACGUGACAGAAGAGCUGAAACGUCCAGAGGUGAAUCUCCCCCGAGCCGUCCUCAUAGCCAUUCCCAUGGUCACCGUGUUGUACCUGCUGGUGAAUGUGAGCUACCUGACCGUCAUGACACCUAAAGAGCUGAUAUCCUCCAACGCCGUAGCGGUGACCUGGGGCAAUAAAGUGCUCGGGAGCUGGGGCUGGAUCAUGUCGGUGGCUGCGGCCUUGUCUGCCUUCGGUUCACUGAACGGGACCUUCUUCAGCGGCGGCCGAGUGUGUUUUGUCGCAGCAAGAGAAGGACACAUGCCAGAUAUUCUGUCUAUGGCCCAUGUUCAUCGACUGACUCCCUCCCCGGCGCUGAUUUUCACCACAGCCAUCUCUCUCAUAGUUUUGAUUCCCGGGGACUUCCAGACUAUCGUCAACUUUUUCAGUUUCACUGCCUGGUUUUUCUACGCGAUCACACUGUCUGGACUUCUCUACCUCAAGAUCAAGAAACCGGAGCUGCCCAGACCGUACAAGGUCCCUAUUUUGAUUCCCAUAGUGGUUCUCAUCGCGGCGGUGCUCCUUGUACUGGCUCCCAUCAUAGACGACCCCCAAAUAGAGUAUCUCUAUGUCACCUUGUUCAUCUUCAGCGGCGCUUUGAUCUACAUGCCCUUCAUCCAUUACAAAGUCUGUCCUGGCGGGCUGAAGAAGCUCACCGUGUUCCUCCAGCUUUUCUUAGAGGUCGCCCCAGCGGACAAAAAUCUGUAA